Molecule: messenger RNA, 750 nt
Organism: Chanos chanos (milkfish)
Lineage: Eukaryota; Metazoa; Chordata; Actinopteri; Gonorynchiformes; Chanidae
Gene: tspan1
Product: tetraspanin 1
Exons: 7
Coding region: 1-750 (249 amino acids)
Cellular component (GO): plasma membrane
Source: RefSeq, a predicted model, not a curated record
AUGGCUUGCCUCACAUUUGUCAAAGUUAUGAUGGUUGCAUUCAACUUGUUAAUUUUUCUGGGGGGUGGGAACCUGCUGGCUGUGGGAAUUUGGGUGACCGUGGACGGGGGCACCUUCCUGAAGGUUAUUGGGCCCUUCCCCGAGGAUCCUGUGCACGCAGUGAAUGUCGGCUUCUUCUGCAUCGCCACCGGAGGUGUUCUGGUUUUACUGGGCUUGCUGGGUUGCUGUGGGGUGCAGAAAGAGAGCAGGUGUCUUCUCGUAGCGUUCUUCUCUAUUAUUCUCAUCAUUUUCAUUGCCGAAGUGGCAGCUGGAGUCAUGACCCUGGCAUUCACAUCACUAUCAGAAGAUAUCUUCAAGACAUGGGCUGGUUCUGCUCUACAGACGCAGUAUGGUAAAGACAGAGUUGUCACAGGCAUGUGGAACUCCACUAUGACAGAGCUGAAGUGUUGUGGUCUCACCAACUACACAGACUUUACCAACUCCUACUACUACAACACCAACCACCAGAGUUACCCUCCCUCCUGCUGCCUGGGUAAUACCACCUCCGCAUGCAGGGAGGAGGACGCGCAGGCCAACAUGGUCCCGGGCUGUUUUGAGCAGCUGCUGGUUUCCAUGCAGAGGAGCAUUGCUGUGAUUGGAGGGAUUGCAUUGGGGGUGUGUGCUCUGGAGCUGGCAGCUAUGGUCAUGUCCAUGUGCCUCUAUGUUAUUUGGAGAGGACAGGAAGCUGAGCAUUGUAUGGAGAUGGAGUAG